Rhodotorula toruloides NP11 is the source of this 1527-nucleotide messenger RNA. Its product is annotated as choline transporter. Gene Ontology annotation, molecular function: transmembrane transporter activity. NCBI's taxonomy places the organism in Eukaryota, Fungi, Basidiomycota, Microbotryomycetes, Sporidiobolales, Sporidiobolaceae. Bases 1 to 1527 code for a protein of 508 amino acids. Gene Ontology annotation, biological process: transmembrane transport. Gene Ontology annotation, cellular component: membrane. The record is from RefSeq and is a predicted model, not a curated record. The transcript is spliced from 8 exons.
AUGAGCGACGCCUCCAGUAUGGACAAGCACGAGAAAGACUCGGGCAUGGCUGUCGCAGCCGUCUCGCCAGCAACGACAACCCUCAAACGCAACAUCGGCCCGCUCUCUAUCGUCGGCUUGGGCAUGAGCAUCUGUAACGGAUGGGCUGCGAUGUCGUCCACCAUCGUCGUAGGACUCAGUCAAGGCGGGACGGUCACCGUGCUCUACGGGUUAAUUGGCGUCGCUAUCAUCAACGUUUUCCUUGCCUUGUCGCUGGGCGAGUUUGCAUCUGCCUAUCCCUCGGCAGGAGGCCAGUAUGUCUGGUCGGCUAUUCUUGCUGGUCCUCGUACACGACGCGCGAUCUCCUUUGCGACUGCUUGGACGAACAUCUUCUCCUGGAUCACUAUCACCGCCUCGGUCGUCAUUAUUCUAAGCGAAGUCAUCUUCGCCGUCGUCCAGCUCUACCACCCCGACUUUGUCAUCCAGCGCUGGCAGGUCUAUAUGAUCUACCUCGCCACGAACUUUGCCUCGGUCGCCUGGAACAUCUUUGCGGCUGCGCGGACGCCGUGGGUCGGCAAGGCUUUCUUCUACUUCUCCACCCUUGUCUUCCUCGUGAUUACGAUCGUCGUGGUCGCCAAGGCGCCGACCUACAACGACAACAAGUUUGUCUGGGCGACCUACACGAACGAGAUCGGCUGGAGCUCGUCCUUCGUCGUCGUCAUGACGGGUUUGGUGAACCCUUCUUACCUGUACGCUGGCCUCGACGGCGCGAUCCACCUCGUCGAGGAAGUCAAGCGACCCGAGAAGGCGGUCCCGCUCGCCCUUCUGUCGACCGUCGGGAUGGGCUUCGUCACCGGCAUGGCUAUCUCGGUCACGCUGAUCUACUGCGUCCAAGACCUCAAUGCAGCGCUCGCCAGCGAGCUGCCGUUCCUCGAGAUCAUCGUUCAGGCGACGGGCAGCAAGGCUUGCGGAACGGUCCUCAUGGUUGCCUUCCUCCUCUGCCUCUUUGUCUCGGCCAACUCGGUGCAUCAGAGCACAAGUCGCCUCAUCUGGUCCUUCGCACGCGACAACGGCCUCCCCUUCGCCGACAAGCUCACCUACGUUCACCCGCACUUCCGCGUUCCGAUCCUCCCUCUCCUCCUUUCCGGCCUGGGCGUGACCAUCCUCGGCGCGCUCUACUGUGCCUCCACAACCGCCUACGGGUCCAUCAUCUCGACCUGCAUCAUCCUCGGCAAUAUCUCGUUCGCCAUUCCCGCCACUCAGCUCCUUCUCCGGAAGAGGGAGAUGAAGCGCGAUAGGUGGAUGCGUCUUGGGUGGCUGGGAGGAGUCUCGAAUGUCGUGACUAUCUUGUUCUGCCUCCUCACGACUGUCAUGUGGCUCUUCCCGCUCACGCCCAACCCGAAGCCGAUUGACAUGAACUACGGCGCGGCAGUCCUCGGCGGUAUGGCCCUCCUCGCCCUCAUCGACUUCCUCUUCGUGCGGAAGUCUUUCCACGGCCCGACGUCCGACGAGCUCUUCGCGAAGAUUUCCAACGUCGAGGAGGAAUGA